ACAGCGUCGAACCGGCUUCCUUCGCGGCUGGACGCGCGUCGUGCCUUUGCUGCAACAAAAAAGCGGGAAAAUUAAUUGUAUUUUUUAAACUGCGGUUUAAUUUACUUUUUUUUUAAUAAGUGAUAACUUAGAACAGUUAAGUUGACAGUAUUUUUAUAAUUUAAGAGUUUUUAAUUUAAGAAGUAUAUUAAAAACGGAAUAAAUUUUAUAUAUUUGCGUUAAGUUAAAUUUGACUUUAGUGUUAAUUUGUAAUUAGUGUUAAAGCAUAAAAUGUGAAAUAAUAACUGUGACUUAUGAGUAAUGUUGUCGGGGAAGUGACUUUUAAGAAGUUGUAAGGUGUAAAAUCUUAGAGAGAAUGGAUGCCGUCGAAAUCUAUGAAAUGGCGACACAGUAACUAGAAUAAAUAUGGCAGCUCCAGCACACGAACCUUACCGGCGGGAAGCUGAACUCAGGCCGCAGCAUUCAAGAGAUGGUUCCAGAGAUUCUGGAAUCUUCCACACCACUAAAGGUCUUUGGAACGCUCCUGGAUUAAACAACUGUUUCUUGAAUAGCGCUGUUCAAGUUCUAUGGCAUCUGGAUAUUUUCCGGCGCAGUUUCCGCGAGCUCACCGGCCACGCCUGUCUCGGACCUUCCUGUAUUUUUUGCGCAUUAAAGGAGCUAUUCGCUCAGCUGCAAUGGUCUGCGGAGCGUGCGCCCGCUGCGGACAGCUUGCGGCGCGCGCUGGGCGGCGGCUCCCGCUUCCAGCUGGGCUGCAUGGCCGACGCCAGCGAGUGCUUCGAGCACCUCCUGCUCAGAGUACACGCACACGUAGCCGCCGCCGGCGACAAGAGAGACGAUGACGCCUGUAGAGCGCCUCACUGCGUCCCCCACCGCAAGUUCGCCAUGAUGCUAGUCGAACAGUCCGUUUGUGGCGCGUGUCAGGCUACGUCCGAACCUCUACCUUUUACGCAGAUGGUGCAUUACGUGUCCGCAACCGCUUUAACAACCCAAGCAGCGUUUGGCACCGAGCUGCGCCCCACAGACGCCUUCCACGCCUGCGUCGACUGCGCCUGGGCCGCCAGGGCUACGCAUAGACUCGUCGGUCUCGUCACCUACUACGGAAAACAUUAUUCCACCUUCUUCUUUCAUAGCAAACUUCGUCUUUGGAUAUAUUUCGAUGACGCUGACGUUAAAGAGAUUGGCCCGGAAUGGUCACAGGUUGUCGAAAAAUGUCGGAGAGGUAGAUUCCAACCGCUGCUCUUAUUAUAUGCCGCUGUUGACGGAACGCCUUGUGAUACUCGGCAUGCGCCGAAAGAAGUUGUGCCAUUUCCUGCUCCGGAACCUCGACGAGCGAUCACGCCGGCACCUGAGAGACCAAAUGCAGGUUUCGCGAGAAGAGCUGUUACUCCAGGUCCCGACAAUGACAGCGAAUACGUCAGUAGGAAAGCAGUAGAGAAUAUGCUCGAUGUGCAAGCUAGUCGACGCGCUCAGUUAGCGCGAAGUUUAAGUGCAAGUUCUGCAUCUGACACACAGGAGAGGCCGAGAUCGAGAAGAGAUUCUGGGAACUGGAGUGGUGAUCGUAACAGUGCGUCAUCAGCUUCAUCGACAGCCGAUAGUCCCUAUAUGUAUCCAAGAGGACGCGGGCCUGGAAGUAUUCCAAGCAGUCCGACUCGUAAAGGAGAAUUAUCCAGUGGCGGUUCUUGUGACACGGGAUAUGAUUCAUACUCUCUGUCUUCCACUGACAGCCUGCCCCAGCAACAAAAUCACAGGCCUCCUAAUUUACAAUUAGCGCAAAUACCAGAAUUAACUACCCGUGGUGAUUGUGAUGCUCUGUGCUCUGAAGCCGACUCGUUACUAGAUAAAUCUCGUCAUGCUGAGGACGCGGCGGACUACGAAACCGCUUUGAUUCUUUGCGAUAACGCCGCAGCAAAAGCACGGGCUGCAAUGGACGCUCCCUACAAUAAUCAGCACACGAUGACUGUUGCUAGAAUGAAACAUAAUACUUGUGUCAUGCGAGCUAGAAGUCUACAGCGAAAAAUGGCUGGCAUGACAAGGCCGCCUGAAGUUACGCUCGCCGCACCGGUGAGAAAUACAAAAGGAGGUCUUGAAAAUUCACCUACCAUUGAAAUUUAUGCCACAUUGCCUAAAAAGAAAAGUUCAUCGAAGAAAUCCUCAAAGAAUAUAGAAGACGAUAUUGAUAAUACCAUAAAAGACCGUUCUUCUAGACAUAAAUCUCGAGACGACGAGAAAAAGGACAAAAGAUCAAGAAGCGAAGAUCGUGGUAGACCAAGAAAAGAAGUUACAAUCGCUACAGAAAAAAAGGAGGAACCUGUAGAAGAUAAAAAAGGUAAGAAACAACAUAAAAUUCGAAGAAAAUUAUUAAUGGGUGGCUUAAUCAGAAGAAAGAAUCGCUCAAUGCCUGACUUGACCGAAGGGGCAGAUGGAAAAACCGAAUCUAAUAAACAAGAUAAACGAGUCACUUCCAUCGAUGACGCCGAGGUGGGCAGAAGAAAGGAUGAGGAGAAAUCCAACUUAAGUGGAUAUCUUUCAGAGGGACAUUUAGAAUAUUCCGCAGCCAGUGGAACUAAUCCGAAUCUCGAAAGAAGCAAGUUAAUGCGAAAGAGCUUCCACGGUAGCGCUGGAAAAAUCCUAACUGCAGCCAAAGUACCACCGCCUCCGCCCCUGCGAACCACUUCUCAGCUUAGCGGGACUAAGUUCGAAGCAGAAGUAAUCGAGCAUAGUAUGCAAACUCGUCCGCCGCAACCUCUGCCGAUUGUCAAUCAAAAUGAAUAUUCUUACAUCCAAAAUAAUGAAGACAAUGGUGGCUUUGUAGAACAAUACGGUGAUGAACCGCAAUCACUACCGUUCCUACCGUCGUACGACGGUCAACCGGUCAACCAUUACAACCGACUCGAUGAUUCACCGUCACAAAACUUUCUCACCGUUGUAACAAAGGCAAUGGUGCAUCAAGAGCAAAGCCCCGUUAAAAGGGACAAUGUACCAAACAUACAGCCGUCGCAAAAUAAUAUUCAAAAUUUGAGUAAUGCUUUCGAUAAUGGAGUAGACGUUGUCGACUUCGCAUUGCCAAUGAGAAGAUCGCCACCAAUGUUUGAACUCCCGCCAUAUCCCAGCCCGAUGAACUCUGUCAAUCAUUCCAGACAGCCCAGCGAGGAGUUCCCACCUCCACCUCCUCCGAUCGAUUUAACACCGCUACAGGAUGAAUUAAAUAAUAUUCAAAAUGUUAGUUCCGUGCAACACUAUAAUGAGGAAGAUAAAGAAAUUCCUAAGGGAUCAUUAUUGGCACAGUUGCAAGAAAAAAGGAAUCAAAUAUUGCGAAGCGAAGAAUGUGCAAUAAAACCAUCACACACACAAACGGAUACUUGGCUUAGGGAACUCCAAGCUAAACAAGCAAGUUUAAAACUUAGAAGAUCGGGCUCUCUAGAGGGCCAACUUUCUAGCCCUGGUGAGAAUACCGUACACAGAUCAUUUGAGAAUGAUAAUAACAAUGUAAGAAAUAUAGCAUCCAGAUUUGAAUGUAAUACGCAAAAUGUUUCAGAACAAGACAGGUCCCAUGUAGGUUUCAUCGGUAUGAGCGGUAACAGAGAUGUCAUCAACUGCUCGAAUCAAUCAAACGCAGGAAUCUACAGCCGGCGUACCUCUUCAUCCUCGAUUGACCCCAAGCAAAUGAUUGAUGAAUAUAGCGAUCAAAAGUUGAGUAAUACCAACAACAUCGCUCCAUACGGAGAUCGAUCAAAACCUAAAAAGAAAUCUGUGUCGUUUUGCGAUCAAGUCAUAUUAGUUGCAACAGCCGAGGAUCAGGAAGACGACAGUUACAUUCCGAAUCCUAUAUUGGAACGCGUUUUAAAGUCAGCCAUGAAUAAGCCAGAGUUAACGACGAUGCCUUUGCAGAACGAGAAACCGUCGCUGCAGAGACAAGACUCCUUUGACAGUCAAUCAUCGCGUUCUACGAUAUCAUCUUUGUCGCAAACGUCAUACGUACCCAACGAAACGGCACACGCCGAAUAUUAUCGAGCUCAAAAUUACCCGACGUACCAACUUGUACAAACGCGCCAUCAACCACCUACUAAUCAGCAAAAAUUAGGCCUUCAAGGGGCCAAUUCAUCAGUUCAUUCACAAAAUCAAGGAGGUGUAAACAAUAAUAAUCAAAUAUAUCAGACGUUGCCAGUAAAUCCGCCGAACGCGUCAAAUCCAGUUCCAUACAAUCAACCGCCAGCAGCUUACCAGAAUCACAGCAACGCGAGCCCACCGAGCUUUAGUCAGAAUCCUGCGAAUAGACUGACGCCUACAACUACGCAGUUCAUGUCCAAACACGUGCCUAACCUGCAGAGGUCUGUUCCUAAUACGUUUCCACACCCACCGAGCCAGCUUCAUCCAGCCAACCAAACACCAAAUAACGCUUACUAUCAUAGACUUCCUCAGCAAACGCAAUCGUCGCUUCCCACCAAUUAUCCAACAAACCGACAAUACAAUCAAAACUUACCGAGUACCAAUUCCACUUACCAAAGCGUGCCCACCAAUUCCCCGGCUUAUCAGAGCUAUCACAACCCACCGACAAGCUACGCUAGCUCCGAUUAUUCUAGUCGAUAUCCCCAAGUGAAUAGUACAAACCAUUACAGCGCUGCGCAUUCUCCCUACCAGCGAGUCCCGCCUCCGCACGGCGACGUGCCCAUCGACACCUAUAACAACAACAACUAUCAGAAAACCCAAAACAACUACUACCUGGACAACAAUAACACCCAGGGUCGUGUACAAGAUGCAAGGCACUACGCUAACUCUCAACAACAGCGACCCAAUUACAAUCAGAAUACGAUCAAUGAAAACAAUGGGCUAAACAAUGAGCAGAUACCGCAAUAUCAGUACCAAAAUUCUUACAACCCCUAUCAACAUCUACCACCGCCCAAACAAAUUCAAAAGAAAUCAGUAUCAUUUGAGCCGGGAACCAAAGGCGGCACGGAUUCUCCUAUACCACCGCAAAUGAACUCGAAUAAUUUUAACGGUGAUACGCAAACCCUAACAUCUGCUCAAAAGUCUGUUUGCAGUUUGUGUCGUAAAAAGACUGUAAACCCUCCAGCCAUGUACUGCCCCGAUUGCGACUUUUAUAUGUCAAGGUUUAAACCUCGCUCAUAGCAUUGCGAUCAAAAUGUAUUAAAGCACAAAUAAAUGUUCUCUAUCAAGUUAGAUUAUAAGAAACAGAAUGAAAUUGUAGUUUUAGAAUCAUAAAUUGACUGAUCUCGUGAGUAUUAGGUUUGUAAUGCAUGAAGGAUAAAUUAAAUUGAGUACUUAAUCAUA
Messenger RNA from Papilio polytes (common Mormon), 5289 nucleotides. RefSeq lists its product as uncharacterized. Gene Ontology annotation, molecular function: cysteine-type deubiquitinase activity. The record is from RefSeq and is a predicted model, not a curated record. The coding region runs from base 406 to 5127 and encodes 1573 amino acids. Gene Ontology annotation, biological process: protein deubiquitination. NCBI's taxonomy places the organism in Eukaryota, Metazoa, Arthropoda, Insecta, Lepidoptera, Papilionidae. The transcript has 6 exons.